CAGAAUGCCCCUAUCUGAAUUGGAUCAUGGGACUUUGGAAGAGAGAGAAAAAGAGAACGGGAAAUAAACAGGAGCAGGAUAGGGAGAGGAGUCCUAAGUCAAAAUGCCAAUAGGAGAGAGAAGCCUUCUUUCCAAAAAAAAAAAUUGAAAAUCGCCCGAUUCCGUUUCAGACCAACAGUUAGAAUUGAUAAGAAUCGUGAUCAGGGCUGCCGAGCCGAUUCUGAUCCGAAGAAAGCGAUUCAGCGAUUCAGCGAUUCAGCGAUUCAGAGAUUCAGAGAUUCAGCGAUUCAGCGAUUCACCAAACGUAAGGGGGAGAGGGAGUCGGUCAGGGUCGUUGCAGUCUUGAAGGAAUUAACUCGAACAUCGCUUUUUUUAUAUUGAUGGAUGUUUGGAAGCUUCGAGGAAUGGCUUAUUUCGGUCAGGGUUAGGGUUAGGGUUUCAGCAGAGAUGGAUGUCGAGUGCAUCGCAGAGAAGAUUUGCAGCUGUUUGGGGAAAUGGUGAUUUUGGAAGACUUGGAUUGGGCAGCUUGGAUUCUCACUGGGAGCCAGCCGUCUGCCCUGCUUUUGAGAAGGAAAGCCUUCGUGCCAUUUCCUGUGGCGGAGCUCACUCUCUUUUCUUAACAGAAACUGGGCGUGUUUAUGCUACGGGUCUCAAUGAUUUUGGACAACUAGGUAUAUCAGAUGAGAGAAGUUACACACUUGAGCCGGUUGAAGUUACAGGGCUGAACAAGGAUAUUAUACAAAUUUCUGCUGGUUAUCAUCAUUCUUCUGCUAUCACAGUGGAUGGGGAGCUAUACAUGUGGGGGAACAACUCAAGUGGGCAGCUUGGCCUUGGAAGAAGGACUGCAAAGAUAGUUCCUGAACCCACUAGGGUUGAAAGCUUAGCUGGAAUCAAUAUUAAAAUGAUUGCACUGGGUUCAGAGCACUCGAUUGCUGUUACAGAGGAAGGUGAAGCCUUAAGCUGGGGAGAAGGAGGGUCUGGAAGGCUUGGUCACGGUCAUCAAUCAAGCAUCUUAGGAUUUUUUAGCAGCAAAAGUGAAUAUACCCCAAGGCUUAUCAAGACACUUGAGGGGGUUAAGGUUAAAAAUGUUGCUGCCGGGAUGUUGCAUUCAGUCUGUAUUGACGAAAAUGGCUCUGUUUUUAUAUUUGAUGAACGAGCAAACAUUAAACUGGGCUUUGGAAAAGCAAAUAACACGUCACCAUCCAUUAUCAGCGAACUCCCAUUGUCUGAAGAAGUUGCAUGUGGUGGUUACCAUACAUGUGUUAUAACAACUGAUGGGGAGCUAUACACAUGGGGCUCGAAUGAGAAUGGCUGCCUUGGAAUCGGUUCCAUGGAUGUAGUCCACAGGCCUGAAAGAGUUGAAGGUCCAUUCUUGAAAUCUCCUGUAUGCAAGGUAUCUUGUGGUUGGAAGCACACUGCUGCAAUAUCUGGUGGGGAUAUUUUCACCUGGGGCUGGGGAGGUUCACAUGGAACAUUUUCAGUGGAUGGGCAUUCAUCAGGAGGACAACUGGGGCAAGGAAAUGAUGUUGACUACUUCAAUCCUACAAUGGUGAAUUUCGACAGGGGCGUGAGAGCAUUGGAAGUAUCUUGUGGGUUCAAUCACACAGGUGCAAUAUUUGAAUAUACCUGAAAGUUUCCCCAGAAAUAUAAGAACAGAUCGUUGAGCUGUCUCCUACUCUCAGAUGGUUUCCUUCAACCCAACCACCCUCAUUCAUUUAUUGAUGUCUGGAUAUGUUACACUGUACAUCCAUCUACAGUCAAAACUCAAAAGUAAUCAACCAAAAAUAUAUAAAUAAAGGGAUAAAUCAUAAAAUCUAUCACAAAAAUAAUUAAUAAAUAUAUUUUUUUUUGGGUAAAAACAAAAAUUAAUAUAUUACACCCCAGUGAUAAGGUUAGUUUAAUGGACUCUCCUCUUUUUUUUUUUUAUGACAAUGUAAUAAUUGUAUUUGAAGAAUAUUAUCCGAAGUUCUGUUUAUUUCUGGAAACCAUGCAAGACGGAGGAUUGUAUUAUUUCCAUUCGCCUUCAGUGUCUAUGGAUUCCCAUUUUGUAUUCUGCAAAGCUAGAAUACACUCAUGUGUCUUGUUCGAAUGUAUUUUUAGCUUAGUUUUCUGCUCUUCUAUUAA
Molecule: messenger RNA, 2124 nt
Organism: Macadamia integrifolia
Lineage: Eukaryota; Viridiplantae; Streptophyta; Magnoliopsida; Proteales; Proteaceae
Product: ultraviolet-B receptor UVR8
Exons: 16
Coding region: 452-1630 (392 amino acids)
Source: RefSeq, a predicted model, not a curated record